Molecule: messenger RNA, 2109 nt
Organism: Geosmithia morbida
Lineage: Eukaryota; Fungi; Ascomycota; Sordariomycetes; Hypocreales; Bionectriaceae
Product: glycerol-3-phosphate O-acyltransferase / dihydroxyacetone phosphate acyltransferase
Exons: 2
Coding region: 1-2109 (702 amino acids)
Biological process (GO): phospholipid biosynthetic process
Cellular component (GO): endoplasmic reticulum membrane
Molecular function (GO): glycerol-3-phosphate O-acyltransferase activity; glycerone-phosphate O-acyltransferase activity
Source: RefSeq, a predicted model, not a curated record
AUGCACAAAUCCGUCCACGGCUUCAUCGGCUGGGGCUCCCGACAGGUGGGCUCCGUGCCCGUCGGCCGCGCCCAGGACGCCGCCAAGCCCGCCACCGGUCUCAUCUACCUGCCCGACCCCAUCAACGACCCGACGCUGGUGCGCGGCGUGGGCACAAGAUUCGGCGAGGGCGAGGGCGAGGUCCACGGCAUGCUGUUCCUGCCCCCCGGCAAGGGCAUCACGGGCGCGAGCGUCGACAUCUCGGAGAUCAUCGGCCCCGAGGAGAUCCGCGUCAAGAGGCCCUUCAAGGGCAAGCUGGCCCUGCAGCAGCUUACCGGCCGCGACGACAUCGACGACUCGGGGAACCUGACCGACAAGGAGCUGCUGGGCUGCGCCCCCGGCCACCCGGGCACCAAGUUCAAGCUGGCCCCCUACACGGACCAGACGAGGGUGUACGAGGCCGUGUUCGACCGUCUCCGCAACGGCGGCUGCGUCGGCAUCUUCCCCGAGGGCGGCAGCCACGACCGCACCGAGCUGCUGCCGCUCAAGGCCGGCGUCGCCAUCAUGGCCCUGGGCACCCUGGCCGAGUCGCCCGACUGCGGGCUCAAGAUCGUCCCCGUCGGCAUGAACUACUUCCACCCGCACAAGUUCCGGUCCAGGGCCGUCAUCGAGUUCGGCGCGCCCUUUGAGAUACCGCCGUACGUGGUCGAGCAGUACCGCAACAACCAGCGCAGGGAGGCCAUCGGGUCCGUCAUCGACACCGUCUACCAGGCCCUGAGCUCGGUGACCGUGUCGGCCCCCGACUACGACACGCUCAUGAUGAUCCAGGCCGCGCGCCGCCUGUACAACCCGACGGGCAAGAAGCUGCCCCUCCCCGUCGUGGUCGAGCUCAACCGCCGCCUGUGCAAGGGCUACGAGCGCUACAAGGACGACGAGCGCAUCUCGGCCGUGUCCAAGAACGUCAAGGAGUACAACCGCCAGCUGCGCUACCUCAACCUCAAGGACCACCAGGUCGAGUACGCCGACAUGUCGGUGCCGCGCGCCCUCUUCCUGACGCUCUACCGCUCCGUCAAGCUGCUCGUCCUCUUCUUCGCCACCAUCCCGGGCCUCCUCCUGUUCGCGCCCGUCUUCGUCGCCACCAAGAUCAUCAGCGCCAAGAAGGCGAAGACGGCCCUGGCCGGGUCCACGGUCAAGAUCCAGGGCCGCGACGUCAUGGCCACCUGGAAGAUCCUGGUGGCCAUGGUCGUCGCCCCGACGCUGUACCACUUCUACUCCAUCAUCAUCGUCCUCAAGGUCUGGCACGACCGGCUGUGGGGCUACGUCCCGGCCUGGGUGCCGCUCUGGCUCGUCUACUGCGCCGUGUGGCCGGCCAUGGUGGGCAUCACGUUCGGCGCCCUGCGCUUCGGCGAGGUCGGCAUGGACAUACUCAAGUCGCUGCGACCGCUGGUGCUCUGCCUGUGGCCCAUGUCGGGCUUCAGCAUCCAGAAGCUGCGGGUCCGCCGCGCCGAGCUCAGCGGCCAGGUGACGGACCUGAUCAACACGCUCGGGCCCGAGAUGUUUGCCGACUUUGACAGGACCCGCCUGGUCAGCUCGUCGGCCGAAGCGGGCCUCACGGCAGGCACCGCCUCCACCGCGGCCGGCGCCGGCGGCGUCCCCGCCACCGGCCACGGCCGCAAGGGCAGCGACGUCUCGAGCGUCAGCACCGGGGUCGGGGCCGAGGCCGAGUCGCCCACCGCCCUGUCGCGCCGCACGACCACCCAGUCGAGCCGGCUGCUGCCGCGCCACGACUCGUUCAGCAACAUCGGCCGCGUGGGCAUCUUCUCGACGCGUCCGCCCUCGAGGUCCAGAUCGCGCUCCCGCUCGGGCAGCAGGGGUCCCGGCGGGCCGUCACGCUUCGUCUCCGGCGGCUUCCCCCUCAGCGGCUUCACCACGCUGGACUCGCAGGGGGGUCUCGACGAGGCCAGCCGCAAGAUCCGUCAGGCCAUGAAAGCCAGGAGGAGGAGGUCAGACAAGGUCCGCAUGGAGACGGGUGCCGACGAUGACGAGGGUGAGGAUGACGUGGUGGAGAGCGAGAGUGGUGAGGAUAGUGAGGAUGAGGGGUACGAUGAGGCUAGGAAGAAGAAUCUCUAG